Symbiodinium sp. CCMP2456 is the source of this 663-nucleotide messenger RNA. NCBI's taxonomy places the organism in Eukaryota, Dinophyceae, Suessiales, Symbiodiniaceae. The record is from the annotation of a GenBank genome assembly.
AUGCGGCUGAAUGUUUGCGGCUCAAGCAGUUUUGAACCUUGUAUAGUGAUAGGCAGUUUGCUUCUUUACUUCUUUUGCGCCAUAGCCAUGUGGAAUCAGGUCAUUGUGACAUGGAUUAUGCCCAUGCUCAUUGCGAUGCCAAUGUGUGUUUGGAGUGGCAGGUCCGAGGAGGUUUGCGAAUCUGAGGAGGUGACCUUCCUGUCAAUGCAUCGCCGCUCUCUGGAAGACUGGCCCUAUCGCUGGGGCCACAUCCACAGCAAUUCGCGUUACUAUUCUCCGCCCACCACCACCACCACCACCACCACCACCACCACCACCACCUGCCUUCCGACUCCGGUUGACAUCCAAAAUUUUCAACCAGAUCUUCCGCAGACCAUUCCAGACAACACUUACCCGACUAAUCUGGAUGGCGAGUUAGUGCCCAGCGCAGCGCUUUGUGCGACCUUCGCACCGGACGGAGUCUGUGCAGCCGACAUUAUGAGUGUUACUUUGGGCAUUGAACACACUUGGCUAUCAGAUUUGAUCAUUUGGAUCGAGAGUCCGGCUGGGAAUGUCUCACGGCUCCUCCAAGGCAAUGGAGGCGCCAGCGAUUUGUUCUCCACCGAUCCAGUCACAUUUGUGAGCUGCGAGUGCUCCGGCAUCGGACAGGGCUUUCAGGUGUGA